This is a messenger RNA of Coniosporium apollinis CBS 100218, 1122 nucleotides long. RefSeq lists its product as uncharacterized. The transcript has 5 exons. NCBI's taxonomy places the organism in Eukaryota, Fungi, Ascomycota, Dothideomycetes. The record is from RefSeq and is a predicted model, not a curated record. Bases 1 to 1122 code for a protein of 373 amino acids. Gene Ontology annotation, molecular function: methyltransferase activity.
AUGGCGUCUCCCGCUGCAGGUCGAGACGCGGGGCCAGCCGCAGCUCUAGCUCCGUCCGCGAAUAAUCCACAACAGCAUCCCAAGUCACCACAUGACGAUGUCGGCGAUGUUGGUCCCGUAGUCGAGGCCGCGCCCGACACCACGACCAGCGACCUCCAGAUUGAAGCGGAAGAGGUCGGCACAGACGACAACGACUCCGCCUACGCCGAAUCCGCGCAGUCCAUCACCACGUCCCUGAAGUCCAGCAUCACGAGCUACAAGUACGAGAACGGCCGCCGAUACCAUUCCUUCAAGGAUGGGUCGUACUACCUCCCCAACGACGAGGACGAAAACGACCGUCUCGACCUCUUCCACCACUGCUUGACGCUGCGCUGCGAAGGGAAGCUGCACUAUGCGCCCAUUGGGGAUAACCCUCAACGCAUGCUUGACCUGGGGACCGGGACGGGCAUCUGGGCCAUUGAGAUGGGCGACACAUACCCCUCAGCCGACGUGCUCGGCAACGACCUCAGCCCGAUCCAGCCCUCGCUCGUGCCCCCCAACGUGCGCUUCGAGGUCGACGACAUCGAGAACGAGUGGGUAUUCAGCGCGCCCUUCGACUACAUCCACGCGCGGUACCUGGCCGGCUCUCUCAAGGACUGGCCGCGGCUGCUGCAGCAAGCGUACCGCUUCACCAAGCCCGGCGGCUGGGUCGAGUUCCAAGACUUCGACAUGCGCUUCUACACCACCUCGGGCGAGUUCCGCCCGGGCUGCGCCAUGGACCGAUGGUCAGCGGAGAUAAUCGCAGGCAUCCGAUCCUUCGGGCUAGAGCCCGAGCCCGGCCCGCUGCUCGAAGGCUGGAUCAGAGACGCCGGCUUCGAAAAUGUGUCGCACAAGCUGCUGCCCAUCCCUGUGGGGACCUGGCCCAAGAACAAACGGCUCAAGGAGAUCGGCGCCUUCGACCUCGUCCAGUUUCUCGACGGCCUCGAGGCUAUUAGCUUGAGGAUUCUGACCACGGUAAGGAGGUGGAGCCCUGAGGAGGUGCAGGUGUUGCUUGUGGAUGUGAGGAAGGAGCUGAGGGACCCGAGGAUGCAGGCGCAGCAUAACUUCCAUGUCGUGUAUGCGCAGCGGCCGCUGGAUUCUUAG